Molecule: messenger RNA, 3267 nt
Organism: Galendromus occidentalis (western predatory mite)
Lineage: Eukaryota; Metazoa; Arthropoda; Arachnida; Mesostigmata; Phytoseiidae
Gene: dor
Product: vacuolar protein sorting-associated protein 18 dor
Exons: 24
Coding region: 72-3080 (1002 amino acids)
Biological process (GO): endosome organization; intracellular protein transport; organelle fusion
Cellular component (GO): HOPS complex; endosome
Molecular function (GO): protein-macromolecule adaptor activity
Source: RefSeq, a predicted model, not a curated record
GGGCGACACACACAUCGGUUGUAAAGAGGUGAUUCAGUGAAGCCCUCCGGCGCGCUUCCGUUGGUGGAAAGAUGGCAUCGCUCUUCGAACAAUACGAGCAGCAGUCAUCUGGAGCCGCUGGUCGACCCAACCGGGCCCCGAACCCGGCAGUUCCCCAGAAUCCCGUGGCUAGACUCAUGAAAUCUGAGCCCGAGACUCCGAUGUUCAAAAAGACGAAGGUCGAAUUCAGGCCGGAACAAACUCUGACGCACCUCGUAGCUUGCUCUGAUAUCCUAGUCAUGGGCAUGAUGAACAAAACAUUACUGAAAGCCAACCUGAAAAACUUCGAUCAGCCAGAAGAGCUUCCGUUAUCACCACAGCUGAGCGGUUCACCAACUCAAUACCGACUGCAUCGGGUGUUCCUGGACCCACUCGGCAACCACCUGAUCGUGUCCAUUCUACAAGGGGAGAGCGGAGGGACCAAUUUUUACGUCUAUCUCGGCGGAACGUCAGGGAAAAGAACCUAUCACAAGUUUAUGAAGGGACAUCUGGUGACAGCGGUCGCAUUCAAUCCAGAUAACCGCCAGAAUGUUUCGAGCGGUUCAAUUCUGUUGGGCACUUCUAAAGGUGCCGUAUUUGAAGCCGAGCUCGUAGCCGGGAGCGAGAGCGAUUGGGGCCGCUUCAACAGCAAGCAGACCCCCGAGAAGUACUGCAAACAGAUCUAUCAGAUGGAAGACGAGCCCGCCAUUUGUGGCCUUCACAUGGAGUCUGUAUCGGCUCCGGCUCUGCCGAUUUGUCAGACAGUAGUCUUCCUCAACACUGCGCGUUUCGUUUACCGCUUCUUCGGACAAGCCACUCCGACAGCAGACGUUCAGCCAGUUUUCGAAAGACUCUUCAGUACGUCCAAAACCUGGGCCUACAACAACACACAGGAACUUCCGAAUCCCACCAGAACGAGCGUUCUGAAGGUUCUGAUACCCAGGGGUCAGCCUAAUGCCACACACCUCGGAUGCCUAUUCGGGCCGGUGGGAGUAUAUCACGCUGAUCUCAUCAUCUCGGCGAAUUCCGAUGGUCCUUGGUUGAGCUUCAGUGAGGAUCCGUCUAUUUUGGAAUUGACGGCCCAACAGGGCGAAGUUUCCAUCUCGCAACAGCCCAUCGCAAUGGUGCUCAGUAAUUAUCAUAUACUAGUCCUAUUCAAUGACAGACUCCGCGUGUACUGUCAGCUCGAUCAUUCCCUCGUCAUGGAAGACGUAUUCCCCCAAGGACGAAUGGUUGGCCUUUCGAAAGAUCCCACAAGUGGACUGAUCUGGGCUUUCUCUGAAACCUCUGUCUACAGGUAUAAAGCCGACAGGGAGGACAGACGUAUGUGGAAAGUCCUCUUGGCGAAGAAGAGAUACGAAGACGCGAAACUCUUUUGCAAAGACGACAAUUUCAAGCUGAACAAAAUUCGUGUCCGUCAAGCACAAGAUCUCUUCAAGCAGGGGCAGUAUGAGCGAUCCGCGGAGAUGUUUAGUGAGACGUGGUCUUCAUUUGAAGAGGUUUCAUUGCGAUUCAUGGAAGUCGAACAAGACUCCGCCCUGCGAAUAGUACUGAAAGAGAAACUCCUGAAGCUGACUCACGACAAAACUCAGCGACCGCAAUUAGUGAUGAUCGUGACGUGGCUUCUUCAAUUAUAUCUCAAUCGGAUGGGCCAUCUCAAGCAUCAGCUCUCGAAAGACGUUAGCGGAGAGAGUCUUCAGGCGGAAUUCGACACUCUGGAAAAAGAGUUUCAAGCACUGUUCAGGAUGCGACAGGUCAAAACUGCCAUCAUGGAGAACAAGAAACCGUUCUACAAAUUGAUAGCCAAUCACGGGGAUGAACCGCUGCUCCUGGAGUUCUCCAAGAUGAUGGAAGACUUCGGUCACGUCGUACAGCAGCACAUCCAGCACAAACGAUUUGAGGACGCCUUAGAUGUUCUUGUUACUCAGAGGUCUCCCGAAUUGUACUACCGAUUCUCACCUGAGCUGAUGAUACAGCUUCCGGAGCAGCUGGUCGAGGCCUGGCUCAGAGAAAACUUGGAUCCCGUGAGACUGAUUCCGGCUCUGGUUCAAUACUCUGAUGCAGACUUCGAUCCUCGAGCUCCACAAAUGUUGCAAUCAAUUAGGUACCUGGAAUUUUGUGUCAACGAGUGUAUGUGUGUUGAUGAAUCGAUACACAACUAUCUGAUAGCUUUGUAUGCGAGAUUGGGUGAUUCCGAAAAACUCGAGGAGUAUCUCGCUGCUCAGGGAACGGACAUAAGUUUAAUACCUUACGACCCGAAGUACGCGCUCAGGGUCUUCUCGGAGCUGAAGCUACUUAGAGCAUCCAUCCAUAUUUACACCGUCAUGGGGCUCUACGCAGAGGCCUUAGAAUUAUCGUUGAAUGAGCUUGGCGAUGUCAAACGAGCUGAAGAAAUCGCGAACGUUCCUGAAGACGACGACAUCAGGAAGAAACUCUGGCUCAUGAUCGCUAAGCACGUCGUCAGCGAAAAACAAGACAUCGGUCAUGCAAUGAAGUUCCUGCAAACUUGUGAUCUCCUGAAGAUCGAGGAUAUCCUCCCAUUCUUCCCCGAGUUCGCCUGCAUCGAUCAUUUCAAGGAGGCGAUAUGCGAAUCGCUCCAGAGCUACAAAGGCGUGAUCAAGGAACUCCGCGACAAUAUGGACGAGGCAACCAAGGCAGCCGAUGAAAUCCGUCAAGAAAUCCAGGAGGUCAAAAAUCGCUGUUUCGUCGUCGAUCGCACGCACAAAUGCGCUUCAUGUGGAUUCGCUCUCCUCAAUCAAGCUUUCUACAUUUUCGCUUGCUCGCAUCGUUUCCAUGCCAGCUGUUUGCAACGAGAGACUGUUCCUUACCUCAAGUUGUUGGAAGCUCCGAAGAAUUCGAACUCUGAACAGGACUCGACCGAUAAUCACGAAAACUCAUCUUCGAGGAGUUCAUCCCAGAUCGGUCACAGCGAGAAGGAGAGAACCCCCAACGACGUCGCCGCGUCUGAGUGUCUCUACUGUGGAGAGCUGAUGGCGGAUGCUAUAAGCGUCCCAUUUUUCGCGAGAGAUGAAUACGAGAAAGUACGCCGUCAGUGGGUUUGAGCCUUGGACUCGCUACACAAGUAUGCAGCUUUCCGUGAAGAUCUGAGGAACUUUGCACGGAAGAAAGUUGCAGUAUUCUCGCUCGACGGGAAGGUACCGGCAGGAGGUACGCGCGACAUCGUGGAAUGCAUCCCGCCUCCAUCGUUGCUCCCUCAGAAUCGACUCCGUCCCAAAACUGUGUCUCGAA